Messenger RNA from Nematostella vectensis (starlet sea anemone), 1869 nucleotides. RefSeq names its product retinol dehydrogenase 8-like. The record is from RefSeq and is a predicted model, not a curated record. Gene Ontology annotation, molecular function: oxidoreductase activity. The transcript has 3 exons. Lineage: Eukaryota; Metazoa; Cnidaria; Anthozoa; Actiniaria; Edwardsiidae. The coding region runs from base 102 to 956 and encodes 284 amino acids.
UAUAUCGGGCUCCCUGUUGUGGAUUUGUCAAGCUCGGCAAUCAAAACAAUUGAAGGCACGUAGGCUUAUUCUUCGAAUAUCCGCUGAGUGCUUGUCGAGCAAUGGACCCCAAAGUCGCAGUUAUUACGGGGUGCUCUAGUGGCAUAGGCCUAGCCACGGCAAGCAUUCUCGCUAAAGAUGGCGAGAAGCGCUUUCGCGUGUACGCGACAAUGCGAAAUCUCGACAAGAAAGGCUCACUCGAGAGCGCUUGCCAAAACGCACUCGGAGACACACUCUUUAUUAGGGAACUUGAUGUUUCUUCAGAUGACUCGGUAGAAGAGGCUUUGAACGCGAUCUACGAAGAAGAAGGGCGGAUAGAUAUCCUAGUCAAUAAUGCCGGCAUUAGCCAUAUUGGCAUGCUGGAAACCCAAACACAAUCACUGGUGAAGGAAACCUUUAAUACAAACUUCUUUGGGGUUUUGAGAAUGAGCAAGGCUGUCAUACCCAGGAUGAAGUCAGAUCAUUCAGGACAUAUUAUCAAUAUUAGCAGCACGGCGGGGCACACUGGUAUGCCAUUCACUGGUCUUUACUGUGCCAGCAAGUUCGCAGUUGAGGGUUUAUCUGAAUCUCUGGCACCUUUGCUAAGAAAAUUUGGGGUCAAGAUUUCUAUCAUCGAACCAGGGCCCGUGAAUUCACCCUCUGCAUCAUUCAACCAAAUUGCUGUCCCAGAAGAGGAGGAUGCUGACGAAGAAACCAAAGAAUUACUUGAGAACUUCCGAUGCAAGAUAAAGGGGGCAAGUAAUAUUGCACAAUCAGCUGAUGAGAUAGCGGAUGUCAUUCUUGAUGUUAUACUUGCCGAAAAACCCCACUUACGCUACCAGACCAACAAGAAUUACGCUAACACCCUUUCUCGAAAGCUGGUAGAUCCAAGUGGGGAUAAGGCAGUCGAUGUCAUGUUCACCAGGUUCUUUGUGUAAAAGGUUAGGCAGUGUUGUAAGGGUUAGAAAGCUCAUAGGGUAUUAUAUAAAGGAGGUAGCUGCACUUUCAGCUGACUGUUUGAUAAGAUUCAAGGAAAGAUAAAUAAUAACUUAUUCGUUAGCUUAGACACAGUCCAAAUAAGUGACUUGCAUGAAGAAAUCAUGUGACUUUUUUUGGGUGGCAAACUUCUGCAAGCCCCAACUUUUGGUGGCAAAAACACAACAACAAAAGCAACUUGUUCGGUGCAUACUAAUCAGUCAGAAAGUUUAUGAGAGAUUUUUUUCCUUGCAAUCUGGUUUGACAGCCAUUGCCAUUUCUGUGUUUAUGUUAGUGUGUGUUUACCACUUAAAAAGUCGUGAUUUCUAAGUGCAAGUCACCUAUUUGAUGCCAUCCUCAAAUAGAUGCCACACAAUAAACAAUUAACUAAAUUAUUUAGUCAUGCCACGCCCAUAUAGAUGCCACAUGUCUGGCCAAAUGUAUAUUUGUGAAAUGAAAGAAAUAUUAUGUGAUGUAUUUAAAGAACAAGAGAUCAGGUUUAAUUGGAAUAAUUUUAAACCUAUAAUGGAGACCAAUUUAAAGUGCCUUUCUGUUUCCCGAAUAUUUCCCGAAUGAAAGCAAAGAUUUUCAUUAGUACAUAAAAUGAUUUGAAUAAACGCCGCUCUCGAAUAAAUUCUCCACUUAUAAACGCUCCAGAAGUUAUAAAAAAGCCGCGGCAUCUAAAAAAAUAAAAAGGUUAUAUGUGAAGAUGCAUAGAAUUCUAUAUCUAUUUAUUACAUUGGAGUUAUAUAAAUAAAUUUAUUAUUUAAGGGAUUUUUUUGUAGUUUAAAGAACAGUACCAAUAAUUGUUCUAUUAUACAAAUUAAAAUUGUUAAUAAAUCAGUAUAAAUAAAUGAAUAACGAGCAUAACGUAAA